Penicillium argentinense is the source of this 576-nucleotide messenger RNA. RefSeq names its product DNL-type zinc finger protein. Lineage: Eukaryota; Fungi; Ascomycota; Eurotiomycetes; Eurotiales; Aspergillaceae. The transcript has a single exon. Gene Ontology annotation, cellular component: mitochondrion. Gene Ontology annotation, biological process: protein import into mitochondrial matrix; protein stabilization; protein folding. Bases 1 to 576 code for a protein of 191 amino acids. The record is from RefSeq and is a predicted model, not a curated record. Gene Ontology annotation, molecular function: protein-folding chaperone binding; zinc ion binding.
AUGCGCCCAUUCUCGCCACCGGGCCUGCGCGCUCUACGCUCUCUUACCUCCCAAAAGUCAUCAUUCGCAUCGAGCCGGACACCUCUUUCUCGCUUCUACUCAACCCAGCUGGUACAUCCCCGACGUGCUACGCCAUCAUACUUGAUCGCUGAGCCGAAGCGGACCCUCCCAUCCUUAUGCCGGUUCAACUCUACCGCAUCAACACCUUUGACACAACCCGCAACUGCCGCCGAGACCGACGCAGAGCGUGAGAAGCGGAAUGAGGAGCGCCGAAAGAACGAAGAGGCCUAUCAAAUCACAUUCACCUGCAAGCCAUGUGGCACAGGAUCCACGCACCGCAUGUCCAAGCAAGGCUACCACCGCGGCACCGUCCUCAUUCAAUGUCCUUCGUGCAAGAACCGACACCUCAUGAGCGAUCACUUAGGGAUUUUCUUCGACAAGGGCACAACUCUGGAAGAUCUAUUGAAGGAGAAGGGUCAGACAUUGCAGCACGGCCGCACCGACGGCAACCUCGAGUUCUGGGAUGAUGGCACCGUCAAAAGCUUCAAUGCGCAGGGCGAGUCGGGUUCUUCUUAA